Dromaius novaehollandiae (emu) is the source of this 1720-nucleotide messenger RNA. Its product is annotated as pancreatic secretory trypsin inhibitor. Lineage: Eukaryota; Metazoa; Chordata; Aves; Casuariiformes; Dromaiidae. Bases 92 to 340 code for a protein of 82 amino acids. Gene Ontology annotation, molecular function: protein binding. The transcript has 4 exons. The record is from RefSeq and is a predicted model, not a curated record.
UCCCUUGUGGACCAUCAAAAACAGGGUCUCUGAAAGCCAGAGAAGAGUCCUCGUUCCUUCUCGCUGCCCUCAGUAAAGCAUUACUUUGACCAUGAAGGCAACUGGUGUUUUCCUGCUCCUCUGCCUGGCACUCUGCAGCUACCCAGGAAAUGCUGAACCAGACGGUGCUGCUGACACAGGCACAGAGGCAGCUUGUGGCAAUUAUGACCUAAAGAAAGGCUGUGCAAAGAUCUUUGACCCCAUCUGUGGCACAGACAACGUCUUAUACAGCAAUGAGUGUUUGUUGUGCUUUCAGAACCUCUUCCAGCACCCGACCAGUGGGAGACCGGUGACCUCAUGACUUUCAGUGUAUUGGGCAUUAAAACUGAUGCUCCAGGGCCUGUGCCAGGAGGAAGAGUCUGGCCUGGCUGCUUGGGCUGAAGGACUUCCUGUCUUGUCUCUUGUUCUUGGAGAGCUUUGCGGCUCCCUUUCCAGGCUGGGACCCAGUGCCCUGACCUGGGGUCUGGCUUGCUCAGGGUGAGGUCCAGGGGCUGGAGCAGUGGAGGACGAGGGUGCAGGCUCCCUGGAUGGAGAGAGGGAGGAGGUUUAGGCACUGGAGGCCGCUGUUGCUCCGUUGGAGCUGGAGCCAGCACCAGAGCCCACAGCCGGGCAGGGGCUGGCAGGCAGCCCCAGCCGGGGAGCAGAGCCGGGAGCCCCAGGGCUUGCAGCAAGAGCUCGGGGCUUCUCUUUCGAGCCCUACAAGGAGGCUAAACUCUGCCAAAAUGGGGUAGCUGGGUAGUCGCGUCUCCCUGUGGCAGCACGGCCCUGCCAGCUGCUCCCCAGGGAGGGAGCAGGGUGCUCCGGCUGCUUGGGCCAAAGGACUAUAGCCAGUAGCCCCAAACACAGCCCGGAUGGGGGGGCAUUUCCCUCCUGCAGCCGUGCAGAGCCAGGUGCCACUGGUCCCUGUGCCGGCAGCAAGCACAGGGCAGCUGCAGCCCCACCGGCAUGCCAUGGCUGAGGCUCGCUGGGGACCCACAACGCACUGUGAGCCGCACACGGCAGCCAGCCACUGCCCUCACGUCAGCCUCCCCACACCACCGGCCCUGCUCACAGCAUCUCCCUAGCUUUUUCAGACAAUGCCUUAAAAACUGUGAGGUGGUCAGAUGCUGUGGCAAUGCAGAUCAUAUGGAAGUCUUCCAGGUGGAGAAAAUUGCCAUGGAAUACAGCUGGCAACAGGAACAGCUCUUCAAUACCUCUGUCUCCACCAGGAGUAAUAUUCCAACAAGAUUUGGAAAGGAGUUCGGAGCAGUUCUUGCAAGAGGGGAUACAAUAGAGGUUGGGGUGGGGGCGCAGCCUCCAGGGCUUCCCCAUGAGUGCUUUGUUUGAGCGCAUGUGCAGGAUGAUGGCAGAGAGGGGUUUCACUCCUGCACCAGGAGUUGCCCCAAAACCUUGAGGUAGAUGUUGAACAGGAGAAGAGUUUCAAGUUAUAUCUCGAUUUACCAAAAGCAGUAUUCUGGGCUGCUCUCUGACUUUCUGUUGUAGCCCUUGAGUAAGGAAUAAUUUGUAUUUUGGGAAAAACGAAAGCUUCAUUCUUAGUAAAGCCUGAACCUCACUUUGGUUAGAAACAUGUUUGAGUUCUCUUCUUCUGUAUUCCUUGAAGAAGCAGCUGCUACACAAAAAAUGUAUGAUCAAGCUGAGAAAAAGCUCUAGUGUUCAUCUGAAACUCCAAAUGCAGCCCCAC